AUUACUGGUAACAGUGUAGUGGUACGAUUUGUUUUAGAUUUCGCUACACUUAUUAACGACUCUCAAAAAUUAUGAAUGUUAUAAUAUAUUAGAUUUCGGGUUUUCGCGUACAAUGUGCGCACCGUUAGCCCAUACGCUCCAGCUACAACCCAAACGUUCUACCUCCAGCCUUUCCAAAGCGACAUAAAUGUUUCAGAUUACCACUCCGUGACGGCCACAAUGAGAAACCGUGUUGUGUCGUUACUGCUGCUGCUGCUUCUGCUGAGCCCCCAACAUGCCACCUCAUCCAAAGGCGUCAGUGCAAGUCUCAAAGCCAAGUGGAGCAUGACCCCAUUUCUAUUGGAAACAUGUGAAUUUGUCGGGGAAGAUGGAAAUGAAAAAUUCUGGCAGUUUGUUGACACUGUGAAAGAGCUCACUGUUUACAAGCAAGGAGAGUCUGUGCGGUCCUACUUCAAUCUGAUUGUUAAAAAAGCUGGCCAGUUCCUCACGGACCUCCAAGUUAAUCUCCUCAAAUUUGCUUUGUCAUUACGAACCUACUCCCCAGCGGUCCACGCAUCCCAGCAGAUUGCAAGUGAUGAACCUCCUCCUGACGACUGCACUGCAUUUGUGUCUGUCCAUAGCCAGCACACCUGUAGCCCCAAGGACAUAAAGAAGCUCCUGAAGGCAGCUGCAGGCAGGCCAAAACCUUACUUAUACAAAGAUGAUCAUAUAUACCCUGGUGGAAAUAAAACCGAAGUGCCUAUUGUGGUCUUGUACGCUGAAAUUGGGACCAAGAAGUUUACAUCGUUUCACAAGGUGUUGUCUGAGAAGGCAGAGGAGGGCACACUUUUGUAUGUGCUUCGGCAUUAUAUAGAAAAAUCACAGCCUAAACCCAUGCUUCUGUCUGGGUAUGGUGUGGAGCUGGCUAUCAAAAGCACUGAAUACAAAGCUGUGGAUGACACUCAAGUUAAAGACUCGAGGGCACCUUUGGCUGGUGACGAUGAUGGAAAUGAUGAAGUUCAAGGUUUUCUGUUUGGGACUUUAAAGAAAGCUCACCCAGAACUGAAGGAAGAACUUGGUGAACUGCGUAAACAUCUCCUUGAGAGCAUGAAUGACCUGGCUCCACUCAAAGUGUGGGAACUUCAAGAUUUGAGUUUUCAAGCUGCUACUAAAAUCCUUUCUGCACCGAAGUUUGAUACUCUGAAGAUAAUGCAAGACCUGAGUCAAAACUUUCCAAGUAAAGCGAGAUCACUGACAAGGGUGGCAGUAAAACAGGAAAUGAGAAAAGAAAUUGAGGAGAACCAAAAGCACCUCAGUGAGACUGUUGGCGUGCACCCUGGAGACGGAGAGCUCUUUAUCAAUGGGCUUCAUAUUGAUCUGGACGUUCACAACCCAUUCAGCAUUUUGGAUAUCCUCAGAGGAGAGGCUAAGGUUUUAGAGGGGCUUCAUAAUCUAGGCAUAAAAGGGGAGCAUCAAGCCAAACUGCUAAGAUUACCUGUGAGCCAUGUGGACGAUAGUUAUGCCCUAGACAUCAGAGAUCCAGCUAUAAUGUGGUUUAAUGACAUUGAGAAUGACCCAAUGUACCGCAGCUGGCCAUCGGGAGUACAAGAGCUCCUCAGAGCCACAUUUCCUGGAGUCAUCCGACAGAUCAGACGCAAUUUCUUUAACCUGGUCUUGUUCCUUGAUCCAGUCCAGGAGGAGAGCGUGGAGCUAAUGAAACUGGCAGAGCUUUUUUACAAGCACAAGAUUCCCCUGAGGAUUGGAUUUGUGUUUGUUGUCAACACCAAAGAAGAGAUUGAUGGCUUCUCAGACGCUGGGGUGGGAUUUUACAGACUGCUAAAUUACAUUGCAGAAGAAUACGAUUUAUCCCAGGCCCUAUUGUCUACAGUCUCACUGUACAACAAAGUAGAUGCAGGGGAGCAGCUUUCUGUGGAUACUAUCUCUGCCUACCUCAAGAGAAAAUUCCCCAAAGCCAAUGCAGAGAGGAUACUGGGUCCGGAUUCAGAAUACGAUGAAAGAAGAAAGGAAGGAGCACUCUUCUAUAAGAAAAGUGGCCUUGGUGCUCUUCCUCUGGCUUUAUUUAAUGGAGUCCCGCUCAGCCCAGAUGAGAUGGACCCAGACGAACUGGAGACUGUCCUGCUGCAGCGCAUUAUGGACACCACCAACGUCUUUCAGAGAGCUGUUUUCAUGGGUCAGUUGACAGAAGGCACUGAUGUGGUUGACUAUCUGAUGGAGCAAGCCAAUGUAGUCCCCAGGAUGAACUCUAUUAUUUUAAGCAAUGACCGGAAGUACCUCGACUUCACCGCCAAUCCAAUUGUACACGACUGGGAGGAUACAACUAUGUUUUCAUAUCUGGACUCGAGAGACAAAACGGCUGUAGUGGCCAAAAAAAUGAAAUACUUUUCAACUAGUGAUUCAAAUGAAGUGAAUGCUGUGACCAUGUGGGUAGUCGGGGAUUUUGACAAGGUUUCAGGAAGAAAACUGUUAAUCAAUGCUUUGAAACAUGUGAAAGUCAGCCGUGGAGUACGUGUUGGGGUGAUAGACAACCCCAAAGGCAAACUCACAGAAGAUAAUACUGUACUGUAUCGGGCAAUAUGGGCCGCACUGCUAACCCAGAAGAAGAAGGCUGCAGUGGAAUUUGGACUCAAACUUCUGAAAGAGGAAAGCAACCAGCUAUCACAGAAGGGCAGCAAGAUGAAGGAGUUUCUACUAAAAGGAAUGGAUGAUGAUGCCUUUGAGAAAAAGUUCAAUACAAUGGAAGUGGAUUUUAUUCAGAGCCAGCAGCUGUUCUGCCAAGAAGUGUUGAAGCUAGGUCCUGGAGAGCGGGCAGUGAUCAGUAAUGGCAGGAUUCUUGUUCCAUUUAACGAGGAGGAAGAGUUCACUGUAGACGAUUUCCACUUGUUGGAGAAGAUUACUCUGAGUGGUUCUGCAGAGAAAGUCCUAGCCAAGGUGCAAGAGAUGGGAAUCAAGCCAAAGCAGGCCAUAGACUUGGUGAUGAAAGUUGAUGCCCUCCUAAAUACAGCACCCAAAGGAGAGGUCAGACGGGACAUCCGCUUUUUGAAAGAUACACACAGUGUUCUCCACCUGUCUCCACGGGAACAUGAGGUCUUCUAUGAUGUGGUGGCUAUUGUUGACCCUCUCACGAGAGCAGCACAGAAGCUGUCAUCAUUACUCAAUGUGCUCGGUCAAGUGGUCAACAUGAGGCUGCAGCUGUUUAUGAAUUGCAAGUCCAAGCUAUCCGAGAUGCCCCUCAAGAGCUUUUAUCGUUUCGUCUUGGACCCCGAUGUAAAGUUUUUAGCCAAUGAUACAGUAUCAGCAGGACCUGUGGCACGCUUCCUGGACCUCCCCGAAUCCCCCCUCCUCACCCUCAACAUGAUCACCCCUGAGAGCUGGAUGGUGCAGGCGGUGAACAGUCCACAUGACCUGGACAACAUUCACCUGCUGGAGGUGAGUGGAAUUGUUUCUGCAGAAUAUGAGCUGGAGCACCUUUUGCUGGAAGGCCACUGCUUUGACCUUUCAACUGGGCAGCCUCCCCGUGGACUGCAGUUCACUCUGGGCAUGAGCCAGAAUCCACUUAUGUAUGACACCAUUGUCAUGGCAAACCUGGGGUAUUUCCAACUGAAAACCAAUCCGGGUGCGUGGAUCCUGCGGUUACGUAAAGGAAGAUCAGAAGACAUCUAUCAGAUUGUGGCACACGAUGGCACUGACUCUCCUGCUGAUGCUGGUGACGUUAUUGUUGUACUUAACAGUUUCCACAGCAAGAUCAUUAAAGUCAGAGUACAGAAAAAGCCUGAUAAAAUCAACGAAGAUCUUUUGAGUGAAUCGACUGAAAGCGGAGGCAUCUGGGACUCCAUUGCAAGCAUCACUGGUGGUGGCUCUAAGAAGGAGGACGCAGACAAGAAGAAAGAGGAUGUUCUGAACAUAUUUUCUGUGGCCUCGGGACAUUUGUAUGAGCGGUUUCUUAGAAUAAUGAUGCUGUCUGUCCUUCGGCACACCCAGACACCUGUCAAGUUCUGGUUCCUCAAGAAUUAUCUCUCACCAUCCUUUAAGGAGACCAUCCAUCACAUGGCCCAGGCGUACGGUUUUCAGUAUGAGUUAGUGCAGUACAAAUGGCCUCGCUGGCUCCACCAACAGACAGAGAAGCAGCGCAUCAUCUGGGGAUACAAAAUCCUCUUUUUGGAUGUUUUGUUCCCAUUAGCUGUGGAUAAGAUCAUUUUUGUGGAUGCUGACCAGAUAGUACGUGCUGAUUUGAAAGAGUUGAGGGACUUGGACUUGGAGGGUGCACCUUAUGGCUACACACCGUUCUGUGACAGUCGUAAAGAGAUGGACGGUUAUCGCUUUUGGAAGUCUGGGUACUGGGCUUCACAUCUGGGACACAGAAAAUAUCACAUCAGUGCACUGUACGUGGUGGAUUUGAAGAAGUUUCGUAAAAUCGCUGCUGGGGACAGAUUACGAGGCCAGUACCAAGCAUUAAGCCAAGACCCUAACAGUUUGUCUAACCUUGAUCAGGAUCUUCCAAACAACAUGAUCCACCAGGUAGCAAUCAAGUCUCUGCCGCAGGAGUGGCUGUGGUGCGAGACAUGGUGUGAUGACAAGUCCAAAACAACAGCCAAAACUAUAGAUCUGUGCAAUAACCCAAAGACCAAGGAGCCCAAGCUCACAGCAGCAGCCAGGAUCGUGCCUGAGUGGGUUGAAUAUGACAACGAGAUCAAGCGGCUACUGAGAGGAGUCCAAGAGAAACAGGAGACAGUAUUAGAAAGGCAGGGCUCAUCCUCACGGACAAAAGAUAUCCACAAAGAUGAACUUUAGUAUCUGCCAGAGUCAUACUGUACACGAGGAGGCUGCAUCAUUUGCACACAGGGCACCUGUGAAUCUUAAAGACAUUUCCAAACCAAGUGUUACACCCUCAUCCUGAGGGUACAUAUUUUUAUACAUGUCACGCUGUGUUGGUUGGCGGUGUGGCUUUUACUGAAAAUGCAUUUUAAAAAAAGCACAUUGUUGAAUCAAUAAAACUUAGAAAUGGCCAUUUCCUGCACUGAAAAACUAUAAUAAGAUUUAAACAGCAUUCAAUAAAAUUCAAAAAAACAAAAAAAUGCACACACACAGAAAUUUUUUUUCAAUAUUCUGAUUACAAAAUUGUAAUUUUAAUUUAUUAAAAUGUUUACAUUUCUUUGUCUGUAAAUGUGUUAUUUAUGCUUGAACCAGUACUUUAUCUCAGGAAUAAGAUGGCUGCUCAGUGGAAUCAGUCUGUUAAAGGUGCAGCAGAACUGGUCUCAGGGCACUCAUCCUUCACUGUGCUGUGUCAAAUACCAGUGUUUGUACUGUGGUCUGCUGGGAAAGAAUAAAUCUUUUCUAGAAAACA
This is a messenger RNA of Boleophthalmus pectinirostris (great blue-spotted mudskipper), 5341 nucleotides long. It is a transcript of the gene uggt2, whose product is annotated as UDP-glucose glycoprotein glucosyltransferase 2. Lineage: Eukaryota; Metazoa; Chordata; Actinopteri; Gobiiformes; Gobiidae. The coding region runs from base 220 to 4788 and encodes 1522 amino acids. Gene Ontology annotation, cellular component: endoplasmic reticulum. The record is from RefSeq and is a predicted model, not a curated record. The transcript has 40 exons. Gene Ontology annotation, molecular function: UDP-glucose:glycoprotein glucosyltransferase activity.